UCAAUCACCGUGUGACUUCACUCUCAGUUUUUAUUAUUAUUUUAUUAAAAUUCCCCGUUACUUGCCGCACGUUCAUUAGGUGGUAGUUUUUAUUCGAUCACAUACGAAAAUUGGCCUCAAAUGUUGCACCCGGGAUGUGCCACAAUCGCCUACACUUGCAGGUACAGCGGUUUCUAGGAAGAUUCAGACGUUGGCCCAGCAUCGGCAAGGAGCCCGAACCCGCCGCCGCCGCCCCCACUGCCACUGUCCGCCGGAUGAACAUGGAGCUGCGAUCCAGGAUGCCGUCGAUCAGCGAAUGCGAACUGGACCCGCCCAUGGCCUGUGACAUACCCAACAGCGAAAUAAACAAGCCGGACAGGCGCCACUGGUCCACCCCUGGCCUCUCCUCGUCCGUCUGGUCACCAGCCGAGGUACACGAGGAGACCCAGCCCAAGGCGAUUGGUGGCAGACUUCGCCGCUUCGCCAAGGAGCCGGAGGCCAGGAGCUGCCUGCGAAGGCGCAACGAGUUGCUCAACCUCAAGAUGAGGGGCCUGGACAAGACCCCCCUCUGGUUGCAGGAGCCGCCCGCUUCUAAGGGAGGCGUCUGCACGAAGGAGGGGGGCGCGAAGCCGGUGCCCAAGUACAGUUUUCCGAACUUUAUCUGCAAUUCCGAGGAGACCAGGACGACAGAGCUGACACCGAAACCAUUGACCGAACAGAAGAACGAGCCGCCAGCUCCAGCUGCAUGUCUGUCCUCCAGCAACGUGGCGAUGAGGAACCGCGAGAAGUUGUUCGAGAUUACCAAGAGCCACUGGAGCCAGCUGAAGGAGCCAAGGCCCAGCAAGCAGUUCGAGGAUGAUUUCGACAAUCUGCGGCAGUGGCAGAAGAGCCAGAGCACCUCCAAGCUCCAGCAGGGAUACGUGCAGAAGCAGCAGCAGCAGCAGGAGCAGGACCUUAGCAGGAAGUGCGAGGCCAAGCGAAGGGCUCUUCUCGCCGCCGAAAGUCGAGCCACCGCCCGACGGCCCGAGCUGUUGGGGGAAGUGAGAGACGACCCUCAGGAGGCGCAGGAUGUUUGCUGGCCAGAAAAGAGCUGCCCGCACCUGAAGGACAACCACAUGUGCACGGUAAAGGCCAAGCAGGCGGUAGAGCGCCAUCAGAAAGCAAAUAAAAGCCUACGAGAAUCCUGCCCGAUCGCAGCGGAGAAGAAGGCGGCUCGCAGGCAGCAGAAGCAUCAGGAGGACAUGUGCAAGGACACUGCAAAGCAGAGAGAACAACAAAUCUUCAUGCUGGAGAGAAAGUGCAAGGAUAUCCUAGGGGAGCAGGCGCCACAGCGAGGCCUCGGCGAGGAGCUGCAGCUUCGAGAGGUGGAACGGCUGUCCAAGUACCUGAAUCUUCUCGAGCUGAAGAUGCUCCUGCAAAUGAAGAGCAAAUUCAAAAGGACGCAGAGUGGCAGGACAGAGAAUGGGCAGAAGCAGCUGCCGCAGGUGAAAAAGUGCCUGGAGAUCUGGGAGAAACAGGAGCUGGCGGAGAAAGGUAAAGAGCGAGGGAUCGACAGCGACUGCGAUGGCUUUGUGCUGCAACAGAUCGAGGAAAUCUCCAAGCUGUGCGCCGCCACGAAGGAAAAGUACGAGAGGCGGAGGAGAAGGCGUUUGGAAAGCGAGGCCCGAAAGAAGGAAGAGGAGGAGCGCAUCCGGAAAGAGGAAGCAGAGGCGGCUCUGAGAAAGAAGACAGCCGAGGCACUCCACAGGAUAUCGCUGAUCUCCGAUCUGAAGCAAAAGCGCAGGGAUAUCGCUACCAAACAGCAGCUCUUGCAGCUCAAACACUUGGAGAGGUCCAUGGAGGAGAAGCUGAAUGAAGAGAAGCAACGCAGGCGGGCGGAGCGUGACCAGACGAGGGCUGAGCACAAGCAGAGACUCAGGUAAAUGAAGCGAAUGGUGAGGCAGGGUCGCCUGAGCAUUACACAGGACUCGAGCACCCAGAGCCUCGUCAUCACUCCCGCCAUCUCCAAGUGGCGGCACAUGCUGGCGG
Molecule: messenger RNA, 2007 nt
Organism: Drosophila miranda
Lineage: Eukaryota; Metazoa; Arthropoda; Insecta; Diptera; Drosophilidae
Product: axoneme-associated protein mst101(2)-like
Exons: 2
Coding region: 135-1901 (588 amino acids)
Source: RefSeq, a predicted model, not a curated record